Messenger RNA from Pestalotiopsis fici W106-1, 309 nucleotides. RefSeq lists its product as uncharacterized. The coding region runs from base 1 to 309 and encodes 102 amino acids. The record is from RefSeq and is a predicted model, not a curated record. Lineage: Eukaryota; Fungi; Ascomycota; Sordariomycetes; Amphisphaeriales; Sporocadaceae. The transcript has a single exon.
AUGAGAACAGUCGGCCCUUCUUUCCAUCACCAAGUGCGGAGAUCGUUCAACAAGUCAUUUGAUGAACGACUCCAAAGUGGAGGCGGCACUGAUGAGCAAACUCCGUUAAUAGGCAACGGUCAUUCUAAUGGCGUCGUCGAAUCCACCUGGCACGAAAUCCUUUCCGAUAUCACAAGAACUCCUGCAACAGACAGUCCAGAUCUUUUUAUUCGAUGGAUUGCUCAUGCUUGGCAUGUGGUGAAGGUGACUUUGAUUAGCGGUAAAGUCUACGCAUCCUGGGCAUGUGUGACUGAGGAUUGUCACUGCUAA